Molecule: messenger RNA, 1116 nt
Organism: Peniophora sp. CBMAI 1063
Lineage: Eukaryota; Fungi; Basidiomycota; Agaricomycetes; Russulales; Peniophoraceae
Source: the annotation of a GenBank genome assembly
AUGUCUGACAGACGACCUCUCUUCUUCGCCCUUCCUCCCGAGCUCCUCAUCUUCAUCGUCGACCACAUUGGGCCACCGGACAUCUCGUGCUGUGACCCCGGGUGGCUCGUAGUACCCGCAGUCUGUCAAACGUUGGGCGAAAUCACAGAAUUCGUCAUAGAUUCAUGGAGAAGAAGAGCCAGAGCUUCUUUUGCGCCGCACGGUAUCAUCUAUAGCUGGGUGCCUCUUCUACCGGAUGGCCCUGAUCAGUCUAUAUACUCCAAUAACCGGCGCAUGCAUGUCACUGACAGACGACUUGGCGUUCAGUGGGCCUUCAUUCCCGUCUACAGAACCGGCAACGUCGAGUAUCGCUCGCCAACUCUGCGCGUCAGCCCGAGUCGUACAAAUUCCAGAGACUCACAAGGAGCGGUGGACGAUUACCUCAGCGCUAAGUCUGCAUCGCAUCAACCCAAGCGCGUCAACUGGAACUUCUCGUGGCUACGAAGUAUCACUCUCAAAGGAAGUUCGAACUACGACAAGAUGAUUGGGGACUGUCUCGGCUUCUCGUUCAACGAAGUACCUUGCCUAGCUGUGCCAGCCCUUCGGGAACUCUACCUUCACGACUAUAUCGUCGAUUGGCGCUGUGCUGGCCUUCGAGUCCUUAAGAUCACAAUGAGCACGUCUGAAGACGGAGAGCCGACAACAGACUAUUGCUUUCCUCCCGCGGUCCUCUUUGCACGCAUGGUCGACUCCCGACGCACUCUGCAGGCUGUCACCCUUGAGGGAUGUUUCCCCGAGAUCCCCGAGGAGGCUGACACUGAGGAACCCGACGUGCUUUCGAUUAUCCUCUUCCCUCGUCUAUGUGAGUUCGAGAUGUCGAAGACCAUGCCUCACGAAGCAUGGAGGCUCUGCAGGCGCAUUCAGUUUCCAUCUGGCUUCCCUCCUGUGUUUGAAAGCUUCGGACCUGGUAUCACGUUUCUCCGCUCUCUCGCAUGCGAGUAUUCGCACUCUCGUUCUGAAAGGCACAUUUCUUCCAGCGGGAUCGAUACGCUCACGAUACGCGCCGAUGAUGAAGACUGUAUCCUCACUGCGAGCAGGAUCACCUCAUCACAUCAAGACUUUAGGGAAGCGGUCUGA